AUGGCUGACGAUAAUGUCUCUGCGCCCGUCGCUGAGUCCGAGCGCGCCGAGAAGCCUACUGACGCCGAGAACGUGACGGCCGAACAGAACGAGAACGCAGCUGCGACCGACAAGCCUGCCGAAGCCGAAGCAGAGAAACCUGCAUCGGAGGAAGCUCAGGCUGAGGCCAAGGCCGAGGGCGAGGCCGCCGAAGCUGCCCCUGCCAAAGCUGAGGGUGAGGCCGCGACUGCGGAGGACGCGCCCGCUGAGGCGAACGGAACUCCUGCUUCCGCCAAGAAGUCCUCCAAGAACCGCCGCAGCUCCACCGGUGCUACACAGAAGCUCAACCGACGAAAGUCCCAGAACCGCAUCACGCACCUGGAUGCCAAGCCCGGACAAUAUUACAUGGCGCGCUUGCGCAGCUUUGCGCCCUGGCCUGCGAUCAUCUGCGACGAUGAGAUCCUGUCAGAGAGCUUCAAUGAGAGCCGCCCGGUGACGGCCAUGCAGAAGGACGGCUCCUACAAGGGUGAGUACGCCGAUGGUGGUCGCCGCACACACGAGCGCACCUUCCCCGUUAUGUUCCUCGGCAGCAAUGACUUUGCUUGGAUUGUCAACACAAAUCUGUCCGCCAUGCCCGAGGACUUUUCGGAAAAGGGAAAGACCAAGGGGCUUAUCGAUGCCAUGAAGGUCGCAUCCGAAGGACACGAUCUGAAGUACUUUAAGAAGCUCCUGAGCGACCACCAAGCCGCUAUUGACGAAGAAGAGGCGGAGAUCGAGGCCAAGGAGGCCGAGAAGGAGGCCGCAAAGGAGGCCGCUAAAGCUGCCAAGGAAUCCAAGAAGGGCAAGCGCAAGUCCAAGGCAGCCGACACGGAUGUUGAAAUGGAGGAUGCCGACGACUCCAAGAAGACCAAGCCUACCUCGAAAAAGCGCAAGAAGGAUGCCGACACCGACGCUGAGGCUGAGAAGCCCGCCAAGACCCCCAAGAGCAACACGAAGCUGAAGUUGACCACCCCCAAGGCACCCGCAGAGGAAAAGACCCCGGCCAGCAAGAGAAAGGCCCCGGCCAAGAGGGGAAAGGCCGCCGCCGCCGCCCCUAGCGAUGACGAUAACAGCGCCGAUGCUAAGGAAUCCGAGAAGCCGGUUGACCCCGAGGAGCUCAAGAAGAAAAAGGAGAAAGAAAGUACGCAUGAACCCAUUUUCAAGCCCCCAGUCCAUGUGCCCCUUACCGACCCGGAUCACUUAUACCUUUCAGUUCUGUUCCUCCGCCACAAGCUCCAGAAGGGCUUCAUUUCCCGCGAAACCCCUCCCGCGGAAGAUGAAAUGGCCAGCAUGGCCACCUACUUCGACAAGUUGGAGAAGCACGCCGACUUGGAAGUCUCCAUCAUCCGAUCAACCAAGAUUAACAAGGUUCUGAAGAUGAUUGUGAAGCUGAACACGAUCCCCCGGGACGAAGAGUUCAACAUCCGCUCACGCGCCAUGAGCAUCCUUUCCAGCUGGAAGAACGUUCUGGAUGCCGCUGACACUCCCGGCCCCGCUGACAAGACUGACAAGCCUACUACCAACGGAUCCAAGGAGGAUGACGGUGCCGAGACCCCCAAGCUGGAGACCGAGGAGGAGAAGGAGCCGGAGACCAAGUCUGCUAAGGAUGAGGUCGACUCACCCAUGCCGGAUGCUGAUGCUGAGAAGGCCCCAGAGCCUGAAAAGGAGGCCGAGGGCGAGAAGCCGACCGAGGAGUCGACAGAGACCACCGAAAAGCCCUCUGAGCCCGAGGCAAAGUCAGCUGAAGAGCCUGCUACAGAGAACGCCGAGGUUGCGGCCUAA
This is a messenger RNA of Penicillium brevicompactum, 1800 nucleotides long. RefSeq lists its product as uncharacterized. The record is from RefSeq and is a predicted model, not a curated record. The transcript has 4 exons. Bases 1 to 1800 code for a protein of 599 amino acids. Lineage: Eukaryota; Fungi; Ascomycota; Eurotiomycetes; Eurotiales; Aspergillaceae.